This is a messenger RNA of Phaedon cochleariae (mustard beetle), 2330 nucleotides long. NCBI's taxonomy places the organism in Eukaryota, Metazoa, Arthropoda, Insecta, Coleoptera, Chrysomelidae. The record is from the annotation of a GenBank genome assembly.
AGUCAUCAAUAAUUGAAGUAUCGAAAUUUAUGUAUUGAAAAUGUCUAUGUUGAAUCAGAACAAGGAGAGCAAAGGCCCGAGAAGAGCGAAGUCGUUUAAUAAGGAUGCUACCGAUUUUUCAAAAGUUGGAGGUCUUGGUAACCACUUGAAGACUCUGAGGGAAAUUAUUAUAUUCCCCUUACUACACGGCAAUGUAUUUUCUCACUUCAAGAUCAAACCCCCCCGUGGAGUACUAUUCCAUGGACCUCCUGGUACUGGCAAGACUUUGGUAGCUGGAGCUCUUGCUUCCGAAAUAAACAAAGAAGGAGUAGGAAAAGUAUCUUUCUUCCAGAGAAAAGGAGCCGACAUUUUGGAUAUAUGGGUUGGUGGAUCGGAAAAAAAUCUACGUACAUUAUUCGAAAAGGCAACAAAAAACCGGCCAUCAAUCAUCUUCUUCGAUGAACUCGACGGCUUGGCUCCUAUCCGUUCUGGCAAGAACGACCACAUUCACACCAGCGUGGUGGCCACCCUGCUUUCCCUCAUGGACGGCCUGGACUCGAAGCCUGGAGUAAUCGUCAUCGGCGCCACGAAUCGAAUCGAAGCCAUUGAUCCGGCGCUCAGGCGGCCUGGGAGGUUCGAUAAGGAGCUGUAUUUUCCUUUGCCAAGUGUCGAGGCUAGGAAGGAAAUCAUGCAGGUUCAUAUAAAUAGUUGGAAACAUAAGCCAUCUGAGAAGUUCAUUGCUAGUUUAGCAGAUUCAACGGUCGGCUUCUGCGGAUCAGAUUUACAAGCUUUAUGCUCCGAUGCGGUGCUCUGUUGUCUCAGAAGAGUUUACCCGCAAGUUGAGACUAAAGGAUGCAACACCAAAAUUGAAGCCAAUAAAUUGGAAGUACAAGAGUGUGAUUUCAUGGAAGCGAGACUGAAUAUAUUACCGUCGUCAUUGAAGCAAGGUCAGAAGAUGAGACACAUGAGCAGCAUCAUCAAGCCGCUCUUGAUACGGCAGGAAAACAAAAUUCUAGAGUAUAGUCAGUUACUUUGGCCACACUUCUUUCAAGAAGAGUACAGGUAUACUAUAAGUGAAAAGCGAUAUUCAGGAAGAAUUCUAUUGGUUGGAUCAAAUAUGCAAGGACUGAAUAAUCACUUGAUACCUUCCAUUUUGAAAAACCUUGAACAUAUCCCUGCAUUCAUCUAUGAUACCCGAAUAAUCGAUAAAGUCAAACCCAAUUUGACUAACGUACAUAUGAAUAUCCCCUCGGUAAUUGUUCUAUCAAGAAUUGAUGAAUGGUGGGACUACAUCGAUGACUGUGACCAACAUAGUAUUGUUUCAACACUAGAAGAUAUACAUGCUGGUUUGCCAAUUCUGACAAUAGCUUCUUGUAGAGUGGAUAUUCCAACAAGGCUACACAAUUUUUUCUACUACAACAAUACGUUGAUGAUAAAAAUAGAAAAUCCAAAUGACAAAGAGAGAGAAAAUUUUCUUGCACCGUUGUUUUUUGACGAAACAUGUCUGAGUCUACUCAGCAUCUAUCAAGAGACCAGCCAGAAUGGAAAUCAUUUCAUAAAGUGUGAAUCGUCAGAAUAUCAAACUGGCAGAAAGAGGAAGAAGAGAGGUAAAAAGGUGGACUAUCUUGGAAUCGGAGAUAAUCCGGAUUCCAUAGGGAUUCCAGAUCCCCACCACGGGAAAAGGAAAUUGGAAGAAUCCAAUUAUGACUUAGUGAAAAAAAUCAAGUUAUGUGAGAGCAAGUUCGGAGAUUAUAGGUCAUGCAGUUCUACCAGCCUAUUUGAUCCUCAUAGAAAAAUAAAACAAGAAAAAGGAUACAAUGGAGAAAUAAUGAGAUCAACAUCGCUAGAAUCCUUCAAGAAGAAACAAUACUUCACCAGAGUUUUAUCGGACCUGUUGAAUCAACGCAGCAUCACCCUUUGUAGAAAAUCAUGCACCAGUUCCAAUUCGCUAGAUAGCCUACUCUGUGACAAACUCAUCAAAAUUGAGCCGAAAGAUGAUUAUUCGGUUUCAUCAGUUGAUUUGAUCCAUUCCCAGAGCGUGUUUGAUGUCCACUGGAAGAGGAUAUAUACCUUAUGGAAACAUGCAUCGUUGCUAGCAUCUAGAAACAUGUCUGUCGCUCAAUUAGAGCUUUUGUACGACGUGAUAUCGACUUGUCUCAGUAUCAACAGAAACUCCUUCGAAGCAGUUCUCUUGAAUCUGGAGACUGUCUUGAGGAAUAUCGAGAUAUCGUAUCAAGUUGAUGGAAAUAAUGUGCAGUGUCCAUGAUGUCAUUCUGACAAGAGUUCUGAGUCCAUCUCCUGCUUUUUAUACUGUCAAUAUUGGUAAUAUAAAUUUUGUUGAAUCGAUCUCA